UCCGUUUCCUGCCCUCAGCCAAGAUGGCGGCGGCGAAGAACCACCGUGUAGCCAACGAGGGGUGAAGCCGCUUCCGCCGCCGCGGCUUUUCCAGCAGUAAAAAUGGCGGAGUCGGUGCUGGAAGUUGUGGGCAAGCUGCAAUCGCGGCUGGCGGGCAGCUCGGAGCCUAAAAAGCUGCUGAAAAGUCUGAAGAGGCUGUCGGAGCUGCCCAUCACAGUUGACGUUCUUGUGGAGACGGGUGUUGGGAAGACUGUGAACAGCUUACGGAAACACGAGCUUGUAGGAGACUUCGCAAAGAACCUGGUAGCCAGGUGGAAGAAGCUGGUGCCGGUGUCCCAAGAGACAGACAGAAAUAACCUAGAUUCUGAAGACCGUGACUACGAGAGGAGCAGCUCAAGCAAAAGACAUCAAGAACCUUCCCUCAGAGAGGAUGAGGAACCCGAGCAGGAGUAUUCAGAAGCCUUCCAGCCGUCUUGCAGCCAGUCCUAUAGCCCGGCUCACAGGGAAAAGAAGUCCAAAAGGUAUCCUAGGCCUGAGAGAGCCCACGAGACUUAUGGCUAUAGCAGCCAGGAGGGGAAGGGUUGGGGCAGAUCUUCCCCAGUGCUCUCUUCAGAUCAGGAGUACUCGGACUAUGGACAAGCUGUGUCACCUGAGCCAAGUGAGAGCCCUCAGGACACGUACACAGACCCUUACGCCUCUGAGGAGCAGGAAGAACCGACGGUUUUUCGCCAGAAAGCCAGUAAAGGCCACAACCUUCAGGAGAAGCAGGGAGCAGGCCGGGAGAGGAAUUCUGGGGAGUUCUAUGACAAAGGGAACACGAGUCGAAGCAAAGAGCACAAGUCUUCUCACAAGAAGCAACGACUUGAUGGCAGAGGGGAGGACAGGACCUCUGCCUUCAGCCCAGAAAGAUUGCACAAGACCUCAUUUAAAGAGCAGCUCCGAGAAGCCCCCGUGGCAGGAGGCAGCAAGGAGAAGCAGAGGACGUCAGAUGGCACCAAGAGGGAGAAGAACAGAGAAAGCAGCACCUCCAGAAAGGAGAAGUUGCCGCCCUUGGAAGAGUCUUUGGACAACCAUGUUAAAAAGCAAAAACAUCGGGACUCUGAAAGAGGCAAAGUGGAAAAGGCCAAACUGAGCCUGGAGACCUCGACCACAGAGCGGGAGAAACGGAAAGCUGAGGGUGACUCAUCAAAUAGGAUUAAAGAAAAGGGGGUUUCUGGGAGCUCAAAAUCUUCAGAGGGGAAGCGCAAAUCCUCUGAGGCGGACAAAAAAUCAAUGGGUUUUUCCUCCAAUUUUGGGGAGGGAGAAGCAGAGGAUGAAUUUGAACAACCUACAAUGUCUUUUGAGUCGUACCUCAGCUACGACCAACCCCAGAAAAAGAAAAAGAAAGUGGUCAAACCCUCUGCGCCAGCUGUGGAGAAAGACCCAGGGCACAGCAAACAGAACGGAUCCAAAGCCAGUUCCAACGGCUCAAGCUCGAGUCAGAAGAGUCCAAGCCACAAGCGAACGAGUGAGAAAAAGGCAGAGAAGGAACCACCAGAGGCUCCUAAACCAAAGAGGAUAGUUUUAGAUGUGGUCCCGACGUUACCAGACAUCCCACUGCCGCCGAUCCAGGCCAACUACCGUCCUCUUCCUUCGAUCGAGUCUAUUCCCUGCUCCCAGACAAAAAGGAAAGCGGUGUCCUCACCAGUUGAAGAGAGUGAGGCGGGUUUCACAGGCCGCCGGUUGAAUUCAAAGAUGCAAGUGUAUUCAGGCUCGAAAACUGCCUACCUCCCAAAGAUGAUGUCUCUGUAUCAGCAGUGUAUCCGUGUCCUCAGCAACAACAUCGACUCCAUCUAUGAAGUGGGUGGUGUUCCUUUCUCGGUACUGGAGCCAGUGUUGGAGAGAUGCACCCCAGAGCAGCUCUAUCGCAUUGAGGAAUGUAACCAUGUCCUCAUUGAGGAUACAGAUCAGCUCUGGCACAACCACUGUCUCAGAGACUUCAAGAAUGAGAAGCCUGAGGAGUUUGAGUCCUGGCGGGAGAUGUACCUCCGCCUUCAUGAUGCACGAGAGCAGCGGCUGCUCAUGCUGGCCCGGAACAUUGGCUCAGCUCACGCCAACAAGCCCAAAGGUCGAGUGGCCAAAAUGGCAUAUGUGAACUCUGCAGCAAAGCCCCCUCGGGAUGUACGACGGAGACAAGAGAAGUUUGGGACUGGAGGAGCUCUUCUGCCAGAGAAGACCAAAAUAAAACCAGUCCUGUACACAUCUAGCAAAAGCCACGCUCGUGUGAGUGAGGAGCAGUCCUAUGAUGGGCCCAGCACCAGCAGUGCCCACUCUGUCCCAUCCUCAGCCAGCACCUUCUCCUCCUGCGACCCCAGGAAACCACCAGUGAAGAAAAUUGCACCCAUGAUGGCAAAGACUAUCAAAGCUUUCAAAAACAGGUUCUCUCGGAGAUAAGUUUGAGUGCAGACCUGGAACUUUCCCUCUUGUGGGGGAGUGGCACAGAAGGGGAGAAGGUCCCCAAACAGCCCUUUUCUUUGGACCCUUGGGAGGCUGCAGCUGCUGGGAAAAGCUUCGAUCUGCACAAGAUGACAGCACAGUAUUUUAUCUUUUAUUCUGGUCCCUUUCUCAGUGUCAAGCCCUCUUCUUUUAUCCUGCCCUUAACAUCCUGUUUCUAGCUUCGUCAUCCGUCAACAAGAAGGGUGUACAGAAUCUCUCAACGCAAGAAAAUGUGAAGUCUUGGCACCUGCUGAGAGUGGAAGAUCCAGAGACUAUUUACUAUUUAACCUCUUAAUAAAUUAUAAAAUGGUUUUAAUUAA
Molecule: messenger RNA, 2795 nt
Organism: Calidris pugnax (ruff)
Lineage: Eukaryota; Metazoa; Chordata; Aves; Charadriiformes; Scolopacidae
Product: transcription elongation factor B polypeptide 3-like
Exons: 11
Coding region: 103-2433 (776 amino acids)
Biological process (GO): transcription elongation by RNA polymerase II
Cellular component (GO): elongin complex; nucleus
Molecular function (GO): protein binding
Source: RefSeq, a predicted model, not a curated record